Messenger RNA from Pocillopora meandrina, 11207 nucleotides. The record is from the annotation of a GenBank genome assembly. NCBI's taxonomy places the organism in Eukaryota, Metazoa, Cnidaria, Anthozoa, Scleractinia, Pocilloporidae.
AUGAUGGCGACAAAAAAUAUAACGGGAAGUGGAACACAGACGACAACAUUUGAAGGAUUGGAGUGCUCCCCGGUUUGGGUAGGUGAGUUAAAACAACAGUCCGUUUCAUUCUCAGCAGUCAACGUUCUCCUCUCCAUCACAGCAACUCUUGGGAAUUCUCUAAUUCUUGUUGCCCUUCACAAGGAAUCUUCCCUCCAUCCGCCAUCCAAACUCUUGUAUCGUUGUCUGGCAACAACUGAUCUGUUGGUUGGACUUGCUACCCAGCCUCUUUAUGCCAUCUAUUGGAUGUCCGUGGUUCAUGAACACUGGAGUCUUUGUCGAUACUCUUUUGACGCAGUUGGCGCAACAGGCUAUGCAUUAUGUUCAGUGUCAUUGUGGACCCUGACGGCCAUAAGCGUGGACCGACUUCUAGCCCUGUUGUUGGGACUAAGAUACAAAGAGAUUGUAACUUUGAGGCACACGUAUAUCAUUUUAGCUAUCAUUUGGGUUGUAUCUGUAGUCGCUGGUUUAUUCUUUUGUCUCAGUUACCGUAUAACCUCUUGGUACAGCCUUAUUAGUGUAUCAUCUUGCCUGGCAAUUUCAAUCGCCUCAUACACCAAGAUUUUUCGCACUCUCGGUCGUCAUCAGGCUCAAGUACAAGAUUAUGCUCAACAGCAGCCGAGCCAACCAAAUGCACUGAACAUGACACGAUACAGAAAGGCAUUGUACAGUGCACUGUGGGUGCAGUUAGCUUUAGUUGUAUGUUAUGUACCAUAUUUUACAAUGGAAAGUGUGAUCUCUCGUAGUCAAGAGCGAUUUCCGAAUUUCAUCGUAAUCAGGGGAAUGGUAAUUGUCUUGGUGCUAUUUAACUCUACUUUAAGCCCGUUCCUUUACUGCUGGAAGAUAAGUGAAGUGAGACGAGCAGUAAAGCAGACAAUCAGACAAGCAAUCUGCUAUGCAGAGGGGUAGACCUAUUUUAACGUUGGCAUGUACUGUUUCCUCUGUAGCUUACUUGAAAAAUUAUAAUUAUUAGAAGAGAGGAGAAGAUAUGCCAUUUCAUGAUAAAAAAGGGUGAGGAAAAAUAUGAAGAGCUACCUUUAAAUAGUACAUUGUAUUCGAAUAUUAAUUAUCACAUGAAUAACUAACAGGUGAAAAAUUGUAGUUCAGUAGCCAUAACAAAACAUCAAUAUGUCUCCAAUUUUCGCAUUUGUAAUGAAGAAGUGAAGGCUAUUUUUUCAUUGAGUCAGAAUGCGCUUAAGAUUUUGCUUUGCGAUCAAAACUUGAUGAGAUAUGUCACCUUAGCUCAUAGAUAUUGUUGAGUGAUAACGAGCUUUUAACGGAGCCAGCCGCUCAAUUUUGUAAUCUGUUCAAAUAAAGAGAAGGAAAUGCCUAGAAAGAAGUUGAUAAUCUCUAUUUCAUAUGGUUAUCGUUUGAGACUAAACGUUUACCUGAGAUCAAUUUCGCAAAUUAUAGCAGAAGAAGAUUAUAAUAAGAAAUUAUUAAAAAAUAAGUCUAACAUGGUGGAUAAGUACCUGUUUUUCAUUAUUUCAUCAAUAUCAACUAAGACUUUUUAUCGAGUUGCCUCAUGAGCCCACAACAUUUUGACCACUGUGACGAAGAACAUCGUUGUCGAUAAAAACACAGACCACAAUAAACCGUGGCCACGGUCGAUUUGUUAAAUGAAAAGUUUUCGCUAACAGCGCUGUUUAUUACCAGAACCCACCUUAUAUAUUAAACAACUGAAGAGGAUUUUCAGAAAAAGAAUUGUCCCCAGAGAAGGAGAAUUUGUACAGUUAAUGGUGUUUGAAGUAAAUUGUUCACUGUUAGAUCUAUUUUCAAACUUUUUAGGGCAUAAAGGUAGAGUUCAAGGCAGUUUUAUCGGUAGCGAGGCUGUCAUUAUCUUAAAGUUCCUGUCAAGCGCGACACGUAGAGAACAAAGAGAACAUUAAUUUUACAUAGUUUUAUGCAAUCUAGUUUUCUAUUUCCCAACACCAAUAACUUUUACAAAAAAACUUUUACCUCCAACUAAGAUAAUUCACGACGUCCUAAUUUUGCAUAAAUUUUAUCAAAAGUCGAUAAACUACCUCAUUAAUGAAAGUCUAUUUAAGUAAACAGGGUUUUUUUCUUGUCGUAUUGGGAAAUAGUUCUAUCACAAAUAUAUACUUGCUUGCCGGGUGUUGCUGAUUUAAAUUCGGGGAAGAAACCUGGCCGCUUUUUUUUCCUUUUCUUGUAACACACUAGACAGCUUGUCUGUGCAUUUUGCAUAGUCAAACACUACUGAUGAAGUCUCUAUAUAACUCUUAUUCAUGUACAAAUUAAAUUGAAGUUCGACUGAUCUUGACUUGGAGGGUGCUGUUACGACGAAAUAUUCCUCAUUGUUACUAUAGAUAAUCUGCAUAAGAAUGGAAAUAACAAGAGGUUGUUGCCUUUUGCCUUUUAGACACUGUGUGGUGUCGCUAGUUUAUGCUACAUUUUAGACUUUACCAAUAAGAUAUGUGGCUCGGCCGUAUAAUUACAGAGCAACUGUAUAACAGUAAUUAUAGUUAUAACAACACCCGCUUUUGAUUCGUUAAAAAGAACCAAUUAUUUUUCACCUCAGGAAAGCCUCGCAAAAUGAUUCAUCCUUGACCAUCGUCUCGCUGCUAUGAUACAAAUUCAAACUGAUUUAAAUUUGUGCCAGGGCUUUUUUUCUAGGAAAAAUUCUGUCGCUGGAAAAAGGACGAACAUAUGCACGAAAAUUCUCGAUAUCACGUGAAGUGAACUGUUGACCCAAUCGUGUCGUCGGGACCUAUCGUCAGGUUCCCCCCACCCUAAAUUAAGUGAUUACACAGUCUUUAAGUCACAUUGUUCUUCUUCGCCGUUAUCACACCUAACUGAACGAUCCUAGGGUUCCUGAACAAGUAGAAGUAUUUUUUUUUAUUUAUUAUUUUAAUUUUUUUUUCCUAGAUUCAAAGACGCUUCCUGAAGUAUGGAAACUUUUAUAGUUUGAAAGAAUAUACAUAGGUUCUUUCUCUUUGUCAGAGAAUGAGACUCUCCACAUUUUUCAAAUGUUACCGCAUCCGAUUUUUGUAUCUUUAUCUUGACUAUAUCAACAAUUUACAGUGUUUGAUGUAAGUUUUUGGAUGUGUUAGGUUUUAUCUUGCCACAUUAAAGAGCCUGUUUGGAGACUAAGGUAGAGUCAUUUUAUUUAGUUGUCCAGUGGGCCGCACAGUCCCACGUGAUCGCAGAAGCACCUGUCUGUUUGUUUGUUUGUCUUUCGGCUGUUAUCGUUGAGAACUCGAAAUCCCCAGUGAAUUUAUACGUUGUUUUUUUCUGUUCAGGAAGCCUCACAGAACUCGUAUUUACUUAGACAAACUCUGAAUUUGAUAUUUUUAGGAAAUACUGCGGUUUCUUUUUUUGUGCGAAUGUGUUUGUCUUAGUUUUACCGUAGGUCUGCCAGCCUACACUUAAAAUACUCUGAGAGCCUAAACAAGGUUUACAAUAAACGUAUUUGAGAAUUAAUUCGUGGGGCUGUCUGUACAUUUCCCAAAUGACUGAUUUCACCAUCUCUAGCCGAUGUGGAAUGAAAGCAAUCUUCGCAGUAAUGAUCACUACUUGAGCAGUAGUAAAAAUGAGGCCUUAAAAAAACAAGAAAAAAAAAUCAGACUUGACCCAACGCUCCAUCAACUGAGCAACCAAGCUAACUGAUAAAUGGUCAUUAUGUUUGUUCCAAAUAAACCCGUGAAGUGAUCAAUAAAUAACUGUGAAUAUAUGAAAAUCAUACAUGCGAACUGCGGAUGAAGUCGUGAAUGAAAGCGAUCAUCGUGAAUGAAAACGAUCUUCGCAGUAAUGUACCGGCGAUCGCCGAUCUCUAGAAAACAACAUACCCAACAAAUCACACUCAGCACUCAGCAUCAAAAGGUGAAACGAGAAACACAAAUAAGAUAUCUAAACCUCCCAAGACAGAAAUAUUAAAAGGGCCCUAAAAACCCAAACAGAAAAACGAUCAGUAAAAAAACAAAGAAAAAUCCAGAAAAGAAAAACAAAGUUGAGAGAAAACACGACAACAACAGGGAAAAAAAAUCAUGAAGAAUAAUGAAAUAAGAAGCGCGAAGAUUGACCUAAGCGCCCAACGUCAGCAUUUGCGUGAAGAGUGUGGGCCGCAAUUUAUUUCCUCUCUAUUGUGAUUUCCUUGCUUGAUGAAAACAGAAAGAAACUUUAGAAUCCUAAUUGUUCAUUCUAAUCUUUGGCUUAUUCUGGACAGCUACGCAAACCACUGAGGCGAACUUUUCACAUUGACGAGAACCUCCCAUCGUAACGAAAUGGAACUGAAAGUUUACAGUACGAAACGCAAUUCUUCUCCACUACGUUUACGAGUUUGACGAAACGAAACGUUUAAAAAACGUUGCGCCUCGUGAAUCCACAUGAUAGCGAAUAUCGUUGUCAAUAAGAGUACAUAACACGCUUAACCACUCUCGAUUGAUAAUUAUUUAGUCCUGAUCAUAUUACGAUAGAGAUCUCAGACGUUUGGUUUACUCGGGUUUAUUCCUAAUUAGUUGAAAAUAUGGCAGCUAAAAAAAUUUAUUAUUUGUUAAUUUGUUUCGACCAUUUCUUGGCCUUGAUCCCUAUCACCAUAGUGAACCUGAAUUUUCAUCAAAAGGAAGUCAAAUUUCAUUGAUAUCCUUCCUCUUGAGAAAACUCAAUACUUAAGUAAUGUUAUCUUUACUUCUAACUACGGAUAAUUUUCCAGGAAAACAAUCAAUUGGAAUUCUCCAAAGUGAAUCAAAUUCUAACAAAUUAUUUCCCAACCAAAUUUGAAUUUCGGCACCAUAAUCCUUAAUUGAAGCUGUAGACUGUCUUUUUGAUGUAACCGGCCAAAUUAUGACUUUGGUGCGUGUGUAGUUAAUUGUUAAUUUAAAAGGAAUAUAACCGGUGUACAAUGUUUUUGUUGAAAGAACCAGCUGCCAGCAGAGUUUUUCACUAUUCAACAGAAAUCAUGUCACGUCCAAAGCUUUUCUCUGAAUCUGAGUGACUCCACUUUACAACUAGAUGUUCAAAAGUGAAAAGAGGACUGAAAACGUUUGGCAUUGGAUGAUGUAUAGCAAACAGAUUCAAGCCCUUUUUCACAUUCAUCUAUUAAGGAGUAGAUGGCGAGAUAAAAGUAACAUCAAAUUUCGUAAAGGGAAAGGAAGCGGCUUCCUACUGCUUCAUAUUAGUUUUCUGUUCAGUUUCGGGCUGUUUACCACUUAAAAUGGAAUGCGACAAAAGUAUUAAUAAUUGAAAAAAAGCGCUAAAUUGUACGCAGUUUCGGCAAAUUAUUGAUAAAGAAAAUUGUUUUAACCGACGCACUUUUGUGAAUUAUAUGCCAUGACCAAGUACGGAGCGCACAGCCUUUAGUCCGUUUUGUGAUGAAAAUGGGUUUCUUUUGGGGAUUAGUAGCUUCCUUUUCAGCGAAACACAAAAGGUAAUUUGUGGAACUGAAUAGAUAACAGCAGUUAUUUCUCAUAACAGGCCUUCCAUUUUCUACGCAAUAGAUUGUUUUCACGGAGAUCAGUCUACAAGCCUGAACGUAAAACACACGGUGAUAAAACUGGAGUUUAACGAGAUGAAUGUAAGUAACCUUGAGGAUGCAUUUAAUAAUUCAUCCAAAUCAGUGCUUUUUGGCCCAAGCAUACCGCAAUUCAAAUGGGACUUAAAGCCAACACUUUCGCUUCAGCUCACCAUUGGCGCAACGGCCGUUGCUUGUCCAUGGAUCAUCUCUCUAAACAUGUUCGUGAUCCUCGUAAUCAAGAAGGUAAGAGAGCUACAGACAAACUCUAAUAUUCUCAUUGCCAAUUUGGCCGUGACUGAUCUUUUAGUUGGCGCAGUUUCUAUGCCACUUUCAAUCGCUGUGGAUGCGCUGAUUCUUCGAGGAACUGUAUCACGUAGCAUUGUUUUUCUACUGAGUGAAAUCGGUAUCUCUGUACUGAUCAUUUUGUAUACUAUCUCCUAUCACCAUUUAUUGCUGAUAGCUUGGGAGAGGUAUGUGGCGAUAGUUAAAUGGACAGAGUACAAAGUGUUAGUCACAAAAAGACGCUUAAAGAAGUAUACUGUGAUCGCUUGGAUGGACAGCGUCACAAAAGUGGUCUUACAUCAAGCAUUAGUUUUCGCUGAAGUUCCCCAUGAAGUUCUCUUUGUGUUGGAUCUUGCGAUUAGCUUCAGCUGGCUCACUGAAACUUUAACGUUGCUAUAUUUUUAUCGCAUGAUUUAUAUCUUGGUACGGAGACAAAACAGAUGUGAAAUCAGCCAAUUGAGUGCUCUAAUUAAAGCAAAAAUGGAAAGGAAACUUGCUUACACUGCGUUUCUGCUGUUAAUGGCUGCUUUCGUCUGUAGUGUUCCGAUACUAGUAGUCAUGACCUCGGCAUCAUACUCACCGGUUUUUAGCACGUAUUCAGCCUUACGAUGGGUAUAUAUUGUGGUUCAAAUAAACUCUCUGGCGAAUCCCGUCCUCUAUUUUUAUAGAAACAAACGUUACAGGAAAGCUCUGCUACAAAUGAUAGGAUUGGAGAAGACACAGGAAAUGGAGCGAAUUGAUCUCAAAGGGCGUUGUGCAAGGCGGAACCGUUGCUCCGUGGAACUUGGGGACACCGAAGGAGCUCUAAGCCUAAAACGAUCACAUUCAUUUCCAGAGGAGACUCUUGGACCGAGGAACACGAGAGAGUCGAAAGUCACAAAGAUAGAAAGAAGAAAAUCGGCUUCAUGUUUGACGAUAUCAGACAGCUUGCAAAGCGGAACACAACCCCUCUCGCUACACGGUAUGAUGCGUAUAGAAAAUAAACCAUGAUAGACCAUCAGAAUUUGUCCAUCCUGAUAACCGAGCCAAGGGCUCAUAUCACCACGAAAGGAUGAGGUCAAAGUCAUUAAAUGAGAUGUCGUUCGAUAUGAAGGCAAGUAAAGCUACUGAAAACGUCACGAAAGUUGAAUGUCAAAGAGACACCUGGGUGCCGCUAGUUUAAACGUCUCCAAAUGAAAGGACACAAGAAGAGGAGAGUCUCAAUGGCGUGAUGGCUUUUUAUGGCUUACAGUUAGAAUUUUGACCAUUUUACGGUUGCAUUUAAUUCUUCUUGUCAGCACAUUAAGAAAUGUAUGGAAAACAGGUAAAACAGGUGUAAAAGCUGAAUGAGUUCUUGUCAGUACCAAUAUCCAUCCGCAAAAAUUGAUUAAACAUUUAGCCUGUUUUGAUGGCAAAAUUUGGUCACACGAUUUAGAUUCACUUGUUAUAAAAGAUACGCCAUAUUUGAAAAAAUGUUAAGUACCGUAAGACUGGCUGUUUUUCAGAACGUUACCAACGUCAAUUAAACCAUUUAUCUAGUUGCCUCACGAGUCCACAACAUUCGGACCACUGUGAUGACGAAUAUCGUUUUUCCCAUUACCGAUUAACGUUUUCGAAAAAGGCUUUUUACCUUCAACUAAGAAGAUUCACGGCGUCUUUAGUUUGCGUUAUAUGAGAAAACAGGGUUUUUUGUUGUCUUAGUUGAAUUAGUUGUAUCGCAUAUGUAAAUUUCCUCCCGCUAAUUGCCGCUUCGAAUUUGAAGGAAAACCCGGCCCCAUUCUUCUUGUUCGUGUGAUACACAAGACAGCUUGUUUGGGCAUUUUGCUUGGUCAAACGCUAAUGAUAUAUUCUUCGUUUAAUUAUUAUUCACAAAGUGAGGUUUGACUGAUCUUUACAUGGAGGUUCCUGUUAUGACGGAAUAUUUAUUUUUGUUGCCACGGAUAAUCUGCAAAAGAGUGGAAACAACAAAAGGAUUUCCUAUUGCUUUUUGGAUACUGAUGGUGUCGCAGGUUUAUGCUACAUUUUAGGCUAUAACGAUUAGAUAUGUGGCACGCCGUAUAAUUAUACGGCCUCUCUAUGCUACCUAUCGGAUAUACGUGGUUCACAAACACUGGAGUCUUUGCCGAUACUUAUUUUACGCAACCGGCGUAACAGACCGUGUACGUGUUAUGUUCAGUGUCUUUUUCGACGCUGACGGCUAUGAGCGUGGACCUACUUCUUGUCAUUCUGUUGGGCCUGAGAUACAAAAAUAUUGUAACUUUGAGGCGCACGUGUAACGUUUGCGUUGUAUCUCAAGUCCCUGGUUCAUUCUUUCAUCUCAAUUGCCGUAUAACCUUUUGGGAAAGCUUUAGAGGUACAUCAUCUUGCCUGGUAACCUGAGCCCCCUUGUUUGCAAAGAUUUUCCGCGCUGUCAGUCAUCAUCAGGCUCAAGUACAAGAUAAUUUUUAACAACAAAUGAACAAAACAAAUGCACCAAACAUGGUGCGAUACAGAAACGCUGUGUACAGUGCAGUGUGGGUGCAUUUAGCAUUAGUUUUCUGCUAUGUACCAAACUUAACAGCAGAAAUUAUGAUAUCUCUGAGUUUAAACCAAUUAUCGAAUUUCGUCACAAUCAUCAUUGUCGUUCGCCAUAAUGGCGAAUGUUUCAGUUUUUUUAACUCCACUUUAAACCCGUUUCUUCACCGUUGGAAGAUCAAAUAUACAAGAAGACUUAUGUUUUUAAAUACUCAAGAAAAUUUUAAAAAUGCUCCUUUAUUUACUUUGUCUUACAUGAGCUAAGCCAGGCAAGCCAAGCUGAAACUGAGAUUUAAAUACAAUAUGAUGAAAAGAUUUAGAAUGUCCCAGGCUGUUAAGCAUAUCUCUAUUAACAGAGCUCAUAAUAUAUUUAGUUUCGAAAUGGUACACGGCACGAUAGUUGUGGUGAAAUAAAAUAACGGGGGAGUUUGAGUCGGUUCGGGUCGGUUCGGGUCGGGUGAACACCGUUCUUUAGCCGACUCGACCCAAGCCUCACUCUUUCUUCGCUCCGCCCUGACUAUCGCGCCGUUUACCGUGCACCUCAGUCAUUUUACUAGCUGAACGCCUCAAACAGGCCGUGUUAUCACUCGAUAAGCUGUCAAAAAAAAAGCUGCGAUACAGAACACAAGAGACUACUACAUUUAUUUCUACGAGUCAGUAGUGGAGCCACUUAUUACGAAAGAGGAAUCGAGAGACAAAACGAAUGUAAUCACCUGUCGCAUACAUAAAAACUUUAAUUGUUACUACGGUAAUUUUUUGUAAUCACAUAAUGACUAAACACAAAAAAAAAUUCAAUUUAUCUUACUAAAUGGUUUAUUAAGCAAUAAAUAAAAAGGUUUCUGCAGCUCUAUGCUUUGCGCCUAUGAAAUGAUUGAAUAUUUUUAUUCGGUAGCAAACCGUAUUGUAGAAGAGAAAAAAAAGCUAAUACACGUAUAGUUUUUCAGAAAACUUACACAAAACCUUGGCUGAAAUAACAUGGUAACGAUGACCAUAGAUUUAUACAGAGGAAGUCUUCCAACUACUUCCUGACCAAGUAACAUCUGCGUUGCAGUCGUUUUGCUUUUCAGUUUGCCGUGCGUGUGUGAUUAAAAUUCUGACAAGUUCCGGUAUCACAGCAUUGGCAUAAGAACUUCAUCAUCUGUCAAUAGCUUUCAGCGAAGGUUUUAUUUGUUUUUGUUUGUUUUUGUUUUUAACAAUUGUUACAGAGAGUAUAAAUUUGACCCUCUCAUACGAUACCAGAUCCAAAAUGCCGUUUAUCAAGUACAGGUAACUAAGACAAACAGCAAUGUUGAGUAGCAAACUUUUGCCUUAAAACCAGAGAUAAUUUGCAAACACAAUGUCUCCCGUGGGAGGAGCAUUUGCAUUAUUUAUGAUCUUUUGACUAGCAUUUCCAUCCCUUAAAAUGAGCGGCACGUAGAAACCAAAAAUUUAAAUAUUUUUCGAAUAACUUUGCAUCUCUAACCAAAAUUAAUUUUGAAAUUGGACUUUUUCUCUAAGUUUUCCUAAGCUGAAAAAAAAAUUCAUGUCGUCCCAGAAUCACGUGAGUUAAUAAUUCACGUUACUAUCCGGGUAAGGCAAGGAGUCCAAUCCAAACAACACGUAGGCCGAUGCGUUGAUUUAUGCGUCGGCCGACGGCAACCGGUCGACUAACUUUCGGUCGACUUUCGAUAUCCUAUCGCUGAAGGUUUAUUUGACUAAAGAAGUUUUUUAUGUUUUGUUGGGAAAUCAACCUAUCACAAAUGCAGUUUUACUUUCCCCUUAUUAAUAAUUCAAAUUCGCGCACAAAAACAGACCUUUUUUUUCUCAUUCGUUUCACAAACCUCACAUCUUUCGGAGAUUAUACAUAGUCAGACGAUAACUACUGUCUGUAAUUGUUAUUCAAAAACUAAGGUUUAACUGACCUUGACUUUGGUGCUGUUAAGACGAAAUAUUCCUCGUUGUAACUAAAGAUAACCUGCAAGAGAGUGGAAGCGACGGCAGGAUGAUGGCGACAACAAAUCUAACGGAAAGUAGAACGCAUACGCAAACAUUUGACGGAUCGCUAUGUUCCUCGGUUUGGGUAGGUGAGUUUAAAAAACAGUCCAUAUCAUUCUCAGCAGUCAACAUUCUCCUCUCCAUCACAGCAACUCUUGGGAAUUCUCUUAUCCUUGUUGCCCUUCAUAAGGAAUCUUCCCUCCAUCCGCCAUCCAAACUCUUUUAUCGUUGUCUGGCAACCACUGAUCUGUUGGUUGGUUUUGUUACCCAGCCUAUCUAUGUUACCUUCUGGAUGUCCGUGGUUCACGAACACUGGAGUCUUUGUCGAUACGCAAGGGACGUAAUCUUCCUACUAAGCUAUGUAUUAUGUGGAGUGUCUUUGUUAACGAUGACGGCCAUAAGCGUGGACCGACUUCUGGCCAUGUUGUUAGGACUGAGAUACAAAGAGACUGUAACUUUGAGGCGCACGUAUAUCAUUUUAGCAAUCGUUUGGGUUGUAUCUCUAUUCGCUGGUUUAUUCUGUUAUCUCGAUUACCGUAUUGGCCUUUGGUGCAGCUUAAUAAUUAUACCAUCUUGCCUGAUAAGCUCAAUCGCCUCGUACACAAAGAUUUUCCGCGCUCUAAGACAUCAUGAGGUUCAAAUACAAGAUCAUGUUCAACAACAUCCAAGCCAAACAUCUGCUCUGAACAUGGCGCGAUACAGAAAGGCAGUAUACAAUGCUCUGUGGGUGCAGUUAGCUUUAGUUGUCUGUUAUGUUCCACAGUUUACAGUGAGAAUUGUGAUUUUUCUUAGUGCAAAUAGAUUUUCAAAUUUCUACCUUAUCUACGGAAUGGCAAAUAUCUUAGUGUUGUUUAACUCUACUAUAAACCCGUUCCUUUACUGCUGGAAGAUAAGUGAAGUGCGACGAGCAGUAAAGCAGACAAUCAGACAAGCAAUCUGUCAUACAUAG